AUGGGUUGCCCUGUAGCUAUGUCAAAUCAGGAGCUUGUUAAUGCUGGGAUGAAGACAAUGGAUGAAACUGAUCAAGCCAUUGAACUCUCCAAACAGACUGAGCAAAUGGGUCGUAUUGUUAAUGAACUGAAUACAAUUCAGUUCUCUAUUAAAAAGGCCUCCCAGCUUGUGAAGGAGAUUGGUAGGCAGGUAGGUUUUUAG
Ilex paraguariensis (yerba mate) is the source of this 201-nucleotide messenger RNA. Lineage: Eukaryota; Viridiplantae; Streptophyta; Magnoliopsida; Aquifoliales; Aquifoliaceae. The record is from the annotation of a GenBank genome assembly.